AUGAGUACCAGACGAAAGAAGAAGGGGAAUAAAAGCAACCCACCCGCCACGACUCCCGCUCGCCGAGUGAGCCAACUCGAGCAAAUGGAUCUGGCAUCAAAAGCACCAACAAAACCGAAGAGGUCGGCCCUCGUCGCACAGUCCAGCAUCGAAGAAAGCCAACUACCCAGCUCUCCUUCCCCUGCUAGCACUGCCAUCCCCCCAAGCAUGGGACGUGUCACUCGUUCCUCGACAUCAGCGACAUCUCCAUCGUCGUCAGCAACUGCCCCAAACGCCACGGCAAAUAGCAAUGCCAGCACGCUCACAACCCAGAAGACUCCCAAACCUUCGGGAUCCAAGGUCGAAGGUGCCAGUCCGCAGGAUUUGGCCAUAGCAAAGCUACGCAAGAUGCUGGGACCCUUGAAGAAAGGACCAACAAUUUUCGAAGGUGCAACGCCGGAUGAUUGUGGCGACGAAGCCAUGGAGGACACCAAUUCGGGCGAGGCUGCGGAAAUCCUCAAGGACUUGCUGUCAACUGCAGGUAUUGACCUGGACGCCAUGGCAUCGACAUCGGAUAACAGGAACAGGGAUGUGGCGAUGCCAGUUGAGGAUGCUCAAACUGACACAGAGUCGGAAGGGUCAGAGUCAGAAGACGAACCUCCAGUCACGACUCGGAAAGGCAAGGCGUUGAAUUUCAGGGAGAAGAUCAUGUCGAAAGUGACUCGCAAUGCGGCUGAGGAGGAUGAGAAGAAAAGGAAGGGAGAAUUUGAGCCUCCCAUGGUGGACAAGCGCCUGAAGAUCAACAAGAUCCAUGAGACCACUAUCGAAAAGCGCGGUGGUCUUCCGUCAAACUGGCGCAACAAUGCAACAAACAAGAAACCGACUAACCUGCAAUCUCCCGACAACCAGCCUGCCAAAUCCGCUGCGAUUAUGGCCGUCCCGGGUAGCCUGGUUGACGACAUGGACAACGAAGCCUCUGUGGGAGCAGAGGGUCCGCUUAAGGCCAAUUCUUCGAUGGUGAAGCUCGAGUUCAACAAACCCGCAAAGGCGGUCGAUGCUCCAAACAAAGCCAAAGCCAAAUCAACUUCCAAGAAACCGACCAACGAGAGUUUGGGCCUUACCGCCGCCCAACUACAUGUCUGGAAGACGGCUCUUUGCUCCACUUGGUACGCUUAUUUAGCGUCUCUCAAUACGAUCUGGGAUGUUGGAACGGACGAAGACACACUUGCCAACAUCGAGUACCUUUACAACAAAUUGAUUGCACCACUCACCGGGAAAAACAUCGACGACCUCAAUACCUCCAGCGUCGUCUACCGUCUGCUCGCGCAGCGCGGUUAUGAGCACCGCAGCGCAGUUGCCGACUGGGCGCUUGCCAACGGCAUUGCACAUUUUUUCAAUGUCGGCGAAGAGGACAAUCCGGAAAAGUACAAAAAUGUCGAAGAGCGCAUCCUGUACAUCGAAGAAGCUAUCAACGGCGCAACCUUCUCCUUCAUCUACGAGAAACCCGAGAUUAAAGGGAAGAUUUUCCGCACUCCACACGUGCUCGCGACAUUCGGGUUUGUGCUGAGCACCCACAAGAAUUCCCGCUUCGAGUUUGAGCAGUAUCCGGGAGGUCUAACGUUGUCAGUGCUCGCGGUCCAUCGCGCCCAUGAACUCUGGGGCGAGAACAACGGAAUCCAGCCAGCAAGCGUUCGCGGUCACGGCAGCUUCAGCCACUCAGCGCACGGCAACCGGGCCAACCAAUAUCUGGCUCUCGUCGCCCAGCUCAACAAACGCCAAUGGCGUGACAUCAUCAAGCGCUCUCGUGAAGCCUAUUGUCUGGCUACCGGUCAACCUGUCCCCGCCUCUCUCAAGACUGCUGGCCACGUCGAAAAACCGUCGAAGGAGGACGAGCGGUUCAUGGCAUUGGAGGUGCGAGAGUCUUCCGACAUCGAGCCCGAGGAAGUCGAUGGCUAG
Molecule: messenger RNA, 1935 nt
Organism: Coprinopsis cinerea okayama7#130
Lineage: Eukaryota; Fungi; Basidiomycota; Agaricomycetes; Agaricales; Psathyrellaceae
Exons: 8
Coding region: 1-1935 (644 amino acids)
Source: RefSeq, a predicted model, not a curated record